This is a messenger RNA of Dendrobium catenatum, 2975 nucleotides long. RefSeq names its product receptor-like protein 6. Bases 96 to 2690 code for a protein of 864 amino acids. Lineage: Eukaryota; Viridiplantae; Streptophyta; Magnoliopsida; Asparagales; Orchidaceae. The transcript has a single exon. The record is from RefSeq and is a predicted model, not a curated record. Gene Ontology annotation, molecular function: protein binding.
UUUACUAAGUCUUCCAAAUGACUUGACUCGGAACAACCCUCAAGACUUUUUCUACUUUCUCCCAUUAUAGCUUCGUUUUUGGUGUCCUCUGUCAAAUGGAAGCUCUAAACUUCUUCAUGGAGAGGUUUCAUUUCAACUUCGUUGUCUUCCUCCUCGUGCUUUCCUUUUUAGAGCUUUUAUUGAUCAACUGUGUUGCUGCUGACCGAUGCCUUGAAGCAGAGAACUUAGCACUUCUCCAGCUAAAGAAAGGUUUUACCACUCGAAAGCCAGAGUCAUGGCUGUCGGGAAUGGACUGCUGCAGCUGGGAGGGCGUGACUUGCGAUGAACCUGGAAGGAUCACUGGACUCAACCUAGGGCUUCGAUUCAUCACUGGUACAAUUGAUCCUAGCCUCUUCAAUCUCACAUCUUUAGUCACUCUCAAUCUUGCCCACAAUAACUUCGAUGGAAUUCCCAUUCCGGACUUUGGGUGGGACAGGCUUGUAAAUCUUUCAAGCCUUGAUCUUUCUGAUGCUGGAUUUGCUGGGAAGGUUCCUGUUAGCAUCUCUCGUUUGACAAAAUUGACUUUCCUCGACCUCUCCAGCAAUUCUCUAGCCAUUAAUCUGAUGAUUUUGCAAAACAUGAGCAAUCUGAAGGAGCUUAUUCUUGACAAUGUAAAUGUCUCAUCAUAUAAGAAUGAAUGGUGUGAUGUUCUGGUCAAUUCCACCCCUGUACUUGAGUUGUUGAGAAUGUAUAGUUGCUCCCUCUUCGGUGCCAUUUGUUCCUCUCUGCCCAUGCUCCCAUUUUUAUCCAUUAUCGAUUUUACAGAUAAUAAUUUGGACUCUAACAUCCCAAAUUCAUUUGCCAAUUUUUCAUCCUUAUCUGAGCUUCACCUUCGAAGUAACAAAUUUAAUGGAUUUUUUCCCAAUCAAAUCCUUCAAUUGAGAAAUUUGAAAUAUCUUGACAUCUCUUAUAAUCCAACACUUUCUGGUUAUCUUCCUGAUUUUCCAGAGUACAGUAAUUUAAGAACUUUGUGGGUUUCUAAUACCAAUUUCUCAGGGAAUGUACCUGACUCGAUUAGCAACCUCAAGUUUUUGACAAAUUUAGAUCUCUCAAGUUGUGAAUUCUAUGGUACAAUCCCAUCUUCUAUUGGGAAUCUAUUAGAGCUCGUGCAUUUGGAUCUAUCAUAUAACAAUUUCAACGGUGUUGUGGGGUUGGAGUUCAUCAAGGGUCUCAAGAAUCUCUCCGCAUUGGACUUCUCAAACAGUGGAUUUUCUUUAACUCUGCUUAAUGCAGAUAAUGGAUCUUUUUCAUCUUCAUUUCCCAAGAUGUCAACUUUGAUACUAGUUGGUUGCAAUCUAACUAAGAUUCCUACAUUCAUAAAAUAUCAAGAUCAGAUGACCAACCUGGACCUCUCAAACAACAUAAUUCAUGGUAAAAUACCGAGUUGGUUAUGGAGAAUAGGUGAUCUAAAACAGUUCACAUCUUUAAUCCCCUCCAACACCACCUCACAAUCUCAUUUAUCUUUCCUUUCUCUUGCAAACAAUAACCUGAUUGGAGAAAUACCACCAUUCAUCUGCAACUUAACUAGACUCACGAUGCUUAAUUUAUCUAAUAACAAGCUAACUGGUACUAUUCCACAAUGUUUGCUAGAAGAUGGAAUUGAUCUCCUUGUGUUAAAUCUAAGAGGAAAUCAACUUUAUGGAGCCAUACCUCAUGGAAUUAGUACAAAAUGUGAGCUACAAACCAUAAAUCUUAGAGACAACCAAUUAGAGGGAUUGCUUCCCAGGUCUCUAUCUAAUUGUCGAUCACUUGAAAUUUUGGACUUGGGAAAUAAUAACUUGAAGGAUACAUUUCCUUAUUGGUUAGGAAAUAUGUCUUUGCUAAGAAUUCUUGUUCUAAGAUCUAAUAAGUUCUAUGGGUUAGUUGGACCUCUUGAUGGAAGCCAUGAGACAAAUUAUGCUUUCCCUAUGAUGCAUGUCUUUGACAUCUCAUCCAACAACUUUAGUGGAAGUUUAACUGCAAAGUGUUUCAGUAGUUUUAAGUCAAUGAUGAUAAAUAAAGUAGAAGGAAUCCUUGAUCUUUUAUUUCAUUUAGGCCCAUACUUUAAUCUAGAUGUGCUCACCAUCAUUAACAAGGGACAAGUAAUGACACUGCAAAAAUAUGCCAUAUUCGCAAAGUCAAUAGAUUUUUCCAACAAUCAUUUUGAAGGAGAGAUCCCUUCAAUUAUUGGGCAACUUGUCUCUCUCCAAGUACUAAACAUGUCACAAAACUAUUUGACGGGUGAAAUUCCUCCAGAAUUAGGAAAUUUGGUACAGCUCGAGUCAUUAGAUCUUUCAAGGAAUUACCUUUCUGGUAAAAUUCCUCAGGAAUUUGUUUCAUUACAUUUCUUAUCAUAUUUAAACCUCUCCGACAACAAGCUGGUUGGAACAGUUCCACAAGGAGGUCAAUUAUGCUCUUUCACAAACACUUCAUUUGAAGGAAAUAAAGGGCUAUAUUGGUUUUUUUGCAACACAUCAGUUCUAGCAGCAAACAAUACAACCAAAUCACCUCCAAGUUUGGGUAACACAUCUUCAAAUAAUAGAAGUUACAUGAUUGUAUUAGGAAUAUUAUUUGGUGUGGGAUUUGGGGUGUCAAUAGCAGUCGUUCUGAUACUUGAUGUCAUGUUCUGUAACAAAGCUAGGAGGAGAAGCAGGAGACCUUCUCAUGGAUAACAUGAAACUAUGAUUCCUUCCAGGUAAGUGGUUUUUUUUUUUUUUUUGGUUCUUUUUGGUUCAUAUGUUAGAUUUAAUUUAUCUUGUAAUUCAAAGUUCUGCAUUGACAGGCGUAUGGUAUUGGCCUUUAUAGUUGGCUCAAUGAGCUUUUGCAUGAGUAUUUUAUACUUCUCCUUAUAUCUACUUUUUCUCAUUUGUUCUUUGUACUGGGAUAUAAAGAGGUCAGUAGUGUCUUUCAGCUAUUCUUCUCUUUAAUGCACAACUAGAUCUAAAUUGGUGGUAAAA